Messenger RNA from Melopsittacus undulatus (budgerigar), 1316 nucleotides. RefSeq names its product cyclin-dependent kinase 16-like. Gene Ontology annotation, cellular component: nucleus; synaptic vesicle; cytoplasm. Lineage: Eukaryota; Metazoa; Chordata; Aves; Psittaciformes; Psittaculidae. The record is from RefSeq and is a predicted model, not a curated record. Gene Ontology annotation, molecular function: ATP binding; cyclin-dependent protein serine/threonine kinase activity. Gene Ontology annotation, biological process: exocytosis; neuron projection development; protein phosphorylation.
AUGGACCAUCAAGAGAUUGGCUUCGGGAAGCUGGACUAUGUGAAACUGGACAAACUGGGAGAGGGCACCUAUGCCACAGUGUACAAGGGCCGGAGCAAACUGACCGAGAACCUGGUGGCUCUGAAGGAGAUUCGGCUGGAGCAUGAGGAGGGGGCUCCAUGUACAGCCAUACGGGAGGUGUCUCUGCUGCGGGACCUCAAACAUGCCAAUGUGGUGACUCUGCACGACAUCGUCCACACCCCCCAGUGCCUGACGCUGGUCUUCGAGUACCUGGACCGGGACCAACAGUACUUGGAUGACUGUGGCAGUGUCAUCAGCAUGCACAAUGUCAAGCUCUUCCUGUUCCAGCUCCUUCGGGGUCUGGCGUUCUGUCACCGGCACAAGGUCCUGCACCGAGACCUCAAACCCCAGAACCUGCUGCUCAGCCGGCGCGGGGACCUCAAACUGGCGGAUUUCGGUCUGGCUCGGGCCAAGUCCAUCCCAACCAAGACCUAUUCCAAUGAGGUGGUGACACUUUGGUACCGACCCCCUGAUAUCCUAUUGGGAUCCACUGAGUAUUCCACACAGAUUGACAUGUGGGGAGUCGGCUGCAUCUUCUCAGAGAUGGUCACAGGUCGUCCCCUGUUCCCUGGCUCCACAGUCCAGGAGCAGCUGAGCUUCAUCUUCCGCAUGCUGGGGACCCCCACAGAGGACACCUGGCCUGGGAUUGGGGCCAACGCUGAGUUCCGGGCCCAUAAGUAUCCCCCAUACCCCCCCGAGGGGCUCCUGCACCAUGCGCCAAGGCUGGACCAGGAUGGUGCUGACCUGCUGGGGCAGCUGCUGCAGUUCGAGGGGCGGCGCCGGCUGCCGGCGGCUGAGGCAAUGGGACAUCCGUUCUUCGCCUGCCUGGGGCCAAGGGUCACGACCCUGCCCGACACCACCUCCAUCUUCGCCCUGAAGGAGAUCCAGCUGCAGAAGGAGCCAGGGCUGCGCUCGGCCCCAUUGCCCCCCCCAGGUUCCUCUGCUUUCCGGGUGCUGGACACUGAGUUCUGACCCUGAGCAGAUCGCUGCUGCAUCGCCCUGGGACCCCCCCAAUACUUGGGGGGGGGUUGGGGGGAGUUGCCCCCCAAAGCUCCAAACUUGGGGGGGGGACACCCCAAAAUGGAUUUGGGGGGGGGGGCACCCCUAGAACUAAAGGGGGAUCCCCCAUAGUGUUACUAUGCCCCCCCCCGAAGAGCUGCUGCUGGAUAUGGGGGGGACCCAGUGGGACCCAUUGUUAUGGGGACCCCCCCCCUAUUUUUUGGGGGGGAUCCCUCGAUUUUGGGGUCCCCCCUCCC